Molecule: messenger RNA, 3138 nt
Organism: Rosa chinensis
Lineage: Eukaryota; Viridiplantae; Streptophyta; Magnoliopsida; Rosales; Rosaceae
Exons: 1
Coding region: 1-3138 (1045 amino acids)
Molecular function (GO): zinc ion binding; nucleic acid binding
Source: RefSeq, a predicted model, not a curated record
AUGCCUCCUAGACGCCGGACUCGUGAGGAAACCCCUCCCAUUCCAGGAGAUGAGCAUACUCCUGGAGGAAUAGCGGAAGCGUUGGGACGUAUUGUGCAGCAGUUGACUGCAGCGCUUCCAGGCUCCAGAACUGACUUUACCAUGGAGCGAGCGAAGAGGCAUGGAGCUUAUAGUUUCUCUCAUGCUCCUGAAGCCAUGGAUGCCCAGAAUUGGUUGAAUAAAAUGGAGAGAGUCUUCACUCAAAUCCAUUGCCCAGAGGAUCGAAAAGUGGGCUUAGCGGUGGAUUUUCUGGAUGGUGUGGCUUUUGAUUGGUGGUCUUAUAUGAGUAGGGAUUUAGAGAUUGAUGGCCCAAUCACUUGGGAACAGUUCAAAGAGCACUUUAGUGAGAGAUAUUUUGGCACAGCCAUUCGGGAUAGGAUGAAAUAUGAGUUCAUGCAUCUACAGAAAGGGGACAUGACCGUAACAGAGUUUGAGCAGCGGUUCACUCAGCUAGCCCAGUUUGUGCCUGAUAUGGUUAGCACUGAGAGGGAGCGGAUUUAUAGGUUUGUGGAUGCUUUGGGGGGUAAGUAUUCUGAUCAGCUGACAGGAGUGUCAUUUAGUGAUUAUGCUGAGGUCGUUAAUGCUGCUUUACGACUUGAGACUAGGUAUAUGUCUGGUACCCGACCUCGGGAUUUGGGUGGCCCCAGUCAGGGCCCACCCAAGAAGGCUGCUUCUACUUCUGGGUCAGGAUCUUCAGCAGGCAGCGGACAGAGCAGUGGGUCUGGUGCUGGAUCUCGUUAUAGACGAGGUGGGCGUGACAGGAGAUUUCCUAAGGGGCAGUUCAGUGGACGCCCGUUUGAGCAGAGCAGAGUUGGUUUUGGUGGUCAGUACAGGGCUCCAGCUAGGCAGCCAGCUCCGUUUGGGCAAUAUCAGUCAGUCGGAUGCUUUGAGUGUGGACAGCAGGGCCACUUUAGGAGGGAUUGUCCUCUAUUGACUCAGAGAGCUGCAUUUACUCCUUAUCAGACUGCGGGCCAGUCUUCUGCCGGUACAUCUACUAGUGGUACCGUGGCUUCUACUAGCGGUACCCAUAUCAGUUCAGCAGCCCGUGGCAGCCCGCAGCGGGGUAGGGGUCAGAGAGGACGUCCUACCACUCAGGCUAGGUUGCAUGCCAUGACACAGCAGGAGGGCCACGACUCACCAGAUGUUAUCAUUGGUACGUUGUCUGUUUUUGGUCAGCCUGCUUAUACUUUAAUUGAUCCUGGUGCAUCGCAUUCUUUUAUGUCGAGUAGAUUUGCAUGUUUUGCGAAUGUGCCAUCAUCACUUCUUAUUGGUGAUUCGAAUGUGUUAUUACCUGCUAGAGCAUCACUUAAGAUAGAAUGGGUUUUUAGAGGUUGUGAUGUUUUGAUUGAGGGUGUUAGUUUGGAGGUUGAUUUAAUUCCAUUAGACCUUGUUGAAUUUGAUGUGAUUUUGGGGAUGGAGUUCUUGGCGACUCAUCGGGCCAAUAUUGAUUGCUUUCGUAAGAUUGUGGUCUUUCAAAGUCCAGGGAAGCCAAUGAUUACUUUUAAGGGAGAACGUAAUGUUCUAGCUUCCUGUAUGAUUUCUGCUUUGACCGCUGAGAAGCUGUUGAAUAAGGGAAGUCAGGCCUAUUUGGCACAUGUGGUGGACACUAGCAGGGAAGAGUUGAGUAUUAGAGAGAUACCAGUGGUUAGGAAAUUUGCAGAUGUAUUUCCUGACGAAUUACCUGGUUUACCUCCUGCUAGGGAGAUAGAUUUCACUAUUGAUUUACUCCCUGGCACCACACCCAUAUCUUUGGCACCUUACAGAAUGGCCCCAGCUGAAUUAAGAGAGUUGAAGAUUCAGUUGCAAGAACUAGUGGAUAAGGGGUUCAUCCAAUCUAGUGUGUCUCCUUGGGGUGACCCGGUUUUAUUUGUUAAGAAGAAGGAUGGUUCUUUACGGUUGUGCAUUGAUUAUCGAAAGUUGAAUAGGGUUACUGUGAAGAAUAAAUACCCUUUGCCUCGUAUUGAUGACCUCUUUGAUCAGUUGAGGGGAGCCAAGGUCUUUUCCAAAAUCGAUUUGAGGUCUGGUUAUCAUCAGUUGAGGAUAAGGGAGUCUGAUGUACCCAAGACUGCAUUUCGAUCACGUUAUGGGCACUACGAAUUUAGAGUAAUGCCGUUUGGAUUGACUAAUGCCCCUGCAGCUUUUAUGGACCUCAUGAAUAGAGUGUUCCGUCCGUACCUUGAUCGAUUUGUGAUUGUGUUCAUUGAUGAUAUCUUGGUGUAUUCAAAGGACAAUAGUCAACAUGCCAAGCAUCUAAGAAUUGUAUUGCGGACUUUGAGGGAGGUCCAGUUAUUUGCAAAGUUCAAUAAAUGUGAAUUUUGGCUGAAUAGUAUUGGAUUCUUGGGUCAUGUUGUAUCUGCAGAAGGUAUUAGUGUGGACCCUCAAAAGGUAGUAGCGGUGCUAAAUUGGGAAAGACCUACCACAGUGACAGAGAUACGUAGUUUCUUGGGUUUGGCAGGUUAUUACCGGAGAUUCGUGCAAGAUUUCUCAAAGAUUGCAACUCCUCUUACAAGGUUGACUAGAAAGGGUGUGAAGUUUGUUUGGUCAGAAGAGUGUGAGCAAAGUUUUCAAGAACUCAAGGGGCGUUUAACUAGUGCUCCGGUCCUAGUUUUGCCAGAUGAUAGUGGGGAGUAUGUGGUAUACAGUGACGCCUCGAGGCAAGGCUUGGGUUGUGUUCUGAUGCAACAUGGAAAUGUGAUUGCCUACGCCUCUAGACAAUUGAAGCCGCAUGAGUUGAAUUACCCGACACAUGACCUUGAAUUAGCUGUGGUAGUACUUGCACUUAAACUUUGGAGGCACUAUUUAUAUAGAGCUCGGUGUCAAAUCUUUACGGAUCAUAAGAGUCUUCAAUAUUUGCUCACACAAAAAGAGAUUAAUUUGAGGCAAAGAAGAUGGUUGGAGUUGAUUAAGGAUUAUGAUUGCACGAUUGAGUAUCAUCCAGGAAGGGCUAAUGUAGUAGCUGACGCUCUUAGUAGGAAGACAUAUCCUUCCCUGUUGCCCUCCCCUUCCUUGUCUCAUAUGAGAACAGUUCGGGUUCCACUUCUUUAUGAAUUGCGAGCUACAGGAGUUAGUUUGGAAGGGACUGAUGAAUUUGCAGCCUGA